Raphanus sativus (radish) is the source of this 2127-nucleotide messenger RNA. Its product is annotated as zinc finger CCCH domain-containing protein 55. Gene Ontology annotation, molecular function: RNA binding. The transcript is spliced from 8 exons. The record is from RefSeq and is a predicted model, not a curated record. Lineage: Eukaryota; Viridiplantae; Streptophyta; Magnoliopsida; Brassicales; Brassicaceae. Bases 96 to 1808 code for a protein of 570 amino acids.
CUCACUCUCACAAAUAAAAAAGAGCCUCUUCUCCUUCUCUCUCUCUGCCUUCCCUGGAAAGAAAGAAACUUUUCAAUCUCGCCACCACCACCACCAUGGAUCCUGGAGAUCCUACUUCCAUACUCUUCACAAAGAUCAGAACUUUAGAACCAGAUUUCGCCUCCAAGAUCAUUGGCUACUUGCUCUUACAGGACUUGGGCAACACUGACUUGAUUCGUCUCGCUCUUGGACCAGACACUCUCUUACACUCCGUCUGUCUCAAGGCUAAAUCCGCUUUGGGUCUCUCCUCCUCCAACGGAUCUUCUUCCAUCUCCAGACCCAUUAACAUCCAGAGGAAUAAUGGGUUUAUGGAGUUCCCGAGGAACAGCCCUCUGUCUCACACUCCUUCUGGGUUCCAAGAAAGUUCGUCUCUUUUUGCUUCGGACAGCGAUGAGCAGCAGCAAGUGGGUAACUACUUGUCCUUUCUCAACAACAACAACAACGACGACGAAUCUGCGGAUCUGUUUGGGUUCUCUGGUGACAAUGUGCACAAGAGGAGUUUCUCAGCGAGUGAUGUUUGUUCAGAGGAGACCGGGUUUGCCGGAGGAGGCGGUUACGGUCGGUUCGCUCACGGUUUAGGUGAUGAUUUUGAUUCUCUUCCUGGUCCGGAUUACGUUAGCAGUAGACAGCAAGAGGAGGAGAUAGCAGCGAGGAUGAAACUUGCUCAGCGGCAGAGGUUGGCCGCUGCUCAGUUCUUGGCGGCUAGUGGUGGUGGUGGUUCUCCUUUGUCGUAUGAUAAAGACAUUAACUUUCUCUUGCAUUCGCGUAAUGGGUUUAGAUCAGGAGGAGGAUUUGGGGAUGAGGGUUACUGGUUGGGUAGUCCAGGGAGACAUGAAAGGGAUGAGUUUAUGGGGAUGAUGGGAGAUAAGUCUACUAACUCUGCUUCUAAACAGAUUUACUUGACGUUUCCAGCUGAUAGUUCCUUCACUGAUGAAGAUGUCUCCACCUACUUUGGAAAUUUUGGAGGAGUGCAAGAUGUUAGGAUUCCAUACCAGCAGAAACGAAUGUUUGGGUUUGUGACUUUUGUCCACUCUGAAACUGUGAGGAUCAUAUUGGCUAGAGGAAACCCUCAUUUCAUCUGUGACUCACGUGUGCUUGUGAAACCGUACAAGGAGAAAGGAAGAAUCCUUGAAAACAGGAGGCAGCAGCAGCAACUGCUGCAGCAUAUGGAGAGGGGCAACUUUUCUCCUGGUUCAAGUCCAUCUGGAAUGGAUGCUAGGGAUCUCUUUGAUUCCCACCUCGCAGCACCGAGGAUGUUCUCUAACACACAGGAGAUGAUGAUGAUGAGGAGGAGAAAAGUUGAGGAAGCUGAUUUGCAAGAAGCAUUAGAAUUCCAAAGAAGAAGGUUGCUUAAUCUGCAGUUGCCUGACAUGGAUAGCGAGACGUUUCACCAUCAUCACCACCAGCGCAGUCUUUCUAUUGGCUCUCCUGUUCAUUUUCCCUCUCGCAGUGUUAAUCAAAGCAUGCUCUUUCGAUCAGAAAAUGCUGGUGAAGAAAUCAUACAAGGUCAUUCAGGGCGUUUUCAGUCUGAAGCAACCCGAUCUUUUCUUACUGAUACUGAUAAUAACAACAGCCAAGAAGGUGGUUACAGUAACCAUCUCAACAACGGGAACGAGACAAGUCUGGAGAAGGCUCUGCCUGAUUGCUUCUUUGCUUCUUCCCCAUCAAAGACUGCUGAAACCCAACAGCCAGAGUCUAAGAAAGAGAAGUGUGCUAAUCUCUCUGUUACUGUGGAAAACAAGUCAGCUUCAACAGUUGAAACAGUCUAGCUAAUUGGGUCGAUAGUGGCGAAAAAGAAACAGAGUGAAUGCGUGAAAAAGAAAGUAGAGAGACUGAUAAAAAAGCAUCUGAGUAGAAGAUUUUUUUUGUCUAUAUGUAGAAGAAGCUAAAGCCGGUUUUAUAUAAACAUGGAACAGAAAGAAAGAGACCAAUUAGGAUUUUUUUACAUGUCUCAGAAAAAAAAGGCGGUUGUUGCAAUAGGAUUACAACUUAGUACUAACCUCAGAUAGGAAGGAACAAUACUGUGACACACUCAAACCUUAAAAAGUUUUAAGCUUUUCGUCUUUCAUUGAUGAUUGUUUUUACCUU